AUGAAUUUGGCGUCUACAAAAAGGAAACAAAUCAAAGCGGUGGCACCGAAACUAAAGUUGUUUCGGGCCAACGAACCGCUGUUGAGUGUUUUUAUGUGGGGCGUUAAUCAUACGGUCAAUGAGCUCAACUCUGUUAACCUGAGGGUGAUGUUGAUGCCCGAUGACUUCAAGUCCUACAGUAAAAUCCUCGUUGAUAACCACAUGUUCAACAAAGAUAACAUGCCCAGCAGGUUCAAAGUGAAAGAAUACUGCCCUGUUGUGUUUCGGAAUUUAAGAGAAAGAUUUGGCCUUGAUGACACAGACUUCAAGCAUUCAUUGACAAAACAGCAGCCAACCUCAUGCGACUAUCCAGGCCGGAGCGGUGCUCGACUGCUCAUGUCAUGGGAUAAGAAAUUGUUCAUCAAGACCCUAGUCUCAGAGGAAGUAGAAAUGAUGCAUCACCUGCUCAAACAGUACCACCAGUACAUUGUGGAGUGCCAUGCACAGACUUUACUGCCCCAGUACCUGGCCAUGUACAGGAUCACGGUCAAUGAUGCAGAGACCUAUCUGGUAGUUAUGCGCAAUGUUUUCAGCCCUCGCCUCACAAUACACAAAAAAUAUGACCUCAAGGGUUCAACUGUAGACAGAAGUGCCAGUGAGAAGGAAAGA
Candidula unifasciata is the source of this 648-nucleotide messenger RNA. NCBI's taxonomy places the organism in Eukaryota, Metazoa, Mollusca, Gastropoda, Stylommatophora, Geomitridae. The record is from the annotation of a GenBank genome assembly.